CAUCCGUCGACAACCCUUCGUCAAAAGCGUUUCCUGCACGACUACCGGCCAUGGCUUCGAGGAGUCUCGCGAUGAGGCUGAACCAAGGCCUGCGUGCCCAGCGGGCCAUUCAGUCCGUCAAGUCGAGGUCCAAGCCCGGCCUCAUCCGAAGUCUUGCUACUCCUGUCCAUCACGGCGCAACCACCGAGAGCACUACGUUGAGCAAUGGCUUCACUAUUGCCACCGAACACUCCCCGUACGCCCAGACCAGCACCGUUGGCGUCUGGAUCGACGCCGGCUCCCGCGCCGAAACGGACAAGACCAAUGGCACCGCCCACUUCCUCGAACAUCUUGCCUUCAAGGGCACGCAAAAGCGCUCACAAUCCCAGCUCGAGCUCGAGAUUGAGAACAUGGGUGGACAUUUGAAUGCCUACACCAGCCGCGAGAACACCGUCUACUACGCCAAAGCCUUCAACGACGAUGUGCCCGCAACUGUGGACAUCCUCGCCGACAUUCUGCAGCACAGCAAGCUCGAGCCCAGCGCGAUUGAGCGGGAAAGAGAUGUCAUCCUCCGAGAGCAAGAGGAGGUGGACAAGCAGCUGGAGGAGGUGGUCUUUGACCAUCUGCACGCCACAGCGUUCCAAGGCCAGCCUCUUGGACGCACCAUCCUCGGACCCAAGGAGAACAUCCAGGCCAUCUCGAGAGACGACUUGACCAACUACAUCAAGACCAACUACACUGCCGACCGCAUGGUCCUGGUCGGUGCAGGAGGCGUUCCCCACCAGCAGCUUGUCGAGCUCGCCGAAAACUACUUCUCCGGCAUGCCCGCUUACAACCCCAACGCCCAAGAUGUUGCUUCCGUUCGUGGCCUCGAGAAGAAGCCCGACUUUGUCGGCUCGGAAGUGAGGAUACGCGACGACACCCUGCCCACCGCCAACAUUGCCAUCGCAGUCGAGGGCGUCAGCUGGAAAGACGAUGAUUACUUCACCGCCCUCGUCACCCAAGCGAUCGUGGGCAACUGGGACCGCGCGAUGGGCAACUCGCCCUACCUCGGCAGCCGCCUCAGCACCUUCGUGCACGAGCACAAACUCGCCAACUCGUUCAUGUCGUUCAGCACAUCCUACUCCGACACCGGCCUGUGGGGCAUCUACCUCGUCACCGACAACGUCACCCGCAUCGACGACCUCGUCCACUUCACGCUGCGCGAGUGGUCUCGUCUGAGCUUCCAAGUCACCGAGGCGGAGACCGAGCGCGCCAAAGCCCAGCUCAAGGCCUCCAUCCUCUUGUCCCUCGACGGCACCACUUCCGUCGCCGAGGACAUUGGCCGCCAGAUCAUCACCACCGGCAGACGUCUGAGCCCCGAGGAGGUCGAGCGGGCAGUGAGCGAGGUGACGGAGAAGGACAUUAUGGCGUUUGCGCAGAAGAAGCUGUGGGAUCGCGAUAUUGCCAUCAGUGCUGUUGGGCAGAUUGAGGGGUUGCUGGAUUACUCGCGGAUCCGGAACGACAUGUCGAGGAUGUUGUCGUAGGGGAGAGUGAGGUUGAUGGUGAUGGUGGUGGGUGGCAGCACACGAGUUUAGUACAAUUCGGAUAGAAGAUCGAUGCGCUCGCUGCCCGAAGUACUUCUGGUAGCCAUACUCCGUCGUAGAUAGUUAGUGUAUGUACAUUACACCGUGGUCAUCGGC
Messenger RNA from Neohortaea acidophila, 1661 nucleotides. Its product is annotated as Metalloenzyme, LuxS/M16 peptidase-like protein. The record is from RefSeq and is a predicted model, not a curated record. The transcript has 2 exons. Gene Ontology annotation, molecular function: metal ion binding; metalloendopeptidase activity. Lineage: Eukaryota; Fungi; Ascomycota; Dothideomycetes; Mycosphaerellales; Teratosphaeriaceae. Gene Ontology annotation, cellular component: mitochondrion. The coding region runs from base 51 to 1505 and encodes 484 amino acids.